Molecule: messenger RNA, 2256 nt
Organism: Prunus dulcis (almond)
Lineage: Eukaryota; Viridiplantae; Streptophyta; Magnoliopsida; Rosales; Rosaceae
Product: putative wall-associated receptor kinase-like 16
Exons: 3
Coding region: 1-2256 (751 amino acids)
Biological process (GO): cell surface receptor signaling pathway; protein phosphorylation
Cellular component (GO): plasma membrane
Molecular function (GO): polysaccharide binding; calcium ion binding; protein serine/threonine kinase activity
Source: RefSeq, a predicted model, not a curated record
AUGCCAUUCUUACAUGAGAGGAUGCUUAUUAUGCAAGUCUCCUUGGUAAUGGCGGCGGCCGCGGCUACAGCAGCUCAAUUAGCUUUACCAAACUGCCCGGACAAGUGCGGAAAUGUCACAAUUCCAUACCCAUUUGGCGUUACUGAAAAGUGUUCCAUGGGACGUAAUUUUUCCAUCAGUUGCGCGACUAACAAGACAGCAUUCUUGGGGACAAGCAACAUUUCUGUUACCAACAUAUCCGUGGAUCUCGGUGAGAUCCAAGUACAGCAGUAUAGGGCCCAUGACUGCUACUACGAGCUGGGCCGUUGGUACAACACCCCGAAGUUAUGGGUGGCUCCUCCUUACACCAUUUCCGGUACCAAAAACAAGUUCAUGGCCGUUGGUUGCGAUACUUAUGCAACUUUUAGAGGCUACCGUGCAAACCAAGAAAGAGUCAUCACCGGUUGCAUGUCCUUGUGUGACAGCCUCAACAGUGUUGAGCAAGAUUCUUGUUCUGGCAUCGGGUGUUGCCAAACUUCCAUCCCCGACGGUCUUAAAAAUCUUACUGUGACGUUGGGAAGCUAUUACAAUCAUACGUAUAUUAGGGGCUUUAACCCCUGCAGCUACGCCUUUGUUGUGCAAGAAGGCCACUUCAGAUUCUCCAAUACAAGUUUUCAACUACUCAAACACACAGAGCAGCUUCCAAUGAUCCUUAACUGGGAAAUUGGAAAUGAAACAUGCGAUGCAGCUCAAGAGGCGACCCAGAAUUCUUUAUGCAAGGCACAUAGCAAGUGUGUCAAACCCAAUAAUCGCUCUACAGGUUACAUUUGCCAGUGCUUGCCAGGUUAUGAAGGGAACCCUUACCUCCCCAAUGGUUGCCAAGAUAUUGAUGAGUGCAAGGCUUCAAACUCCUGCAGUAUUGGAGUGUGCGUAAAUUCCCCUGGAGGUUAUUCUUGUCAAUGUCCCAAAGGGUAUAAAAACGACGGCAUGAAUCCGAAGAGUUGCAACAAAGACUAUCGAUCAAAGACCAUUCUCCUGCUUAUCAUUUCAUUAGGUGUCAGCACAGGGUUAUUGAUUUUGCUGGGGGCAAUUUCAUGGUUAUAUUGCGGUCUGCAAAGAAGAAAGUUCAUCAAACUCAAAGAAAAAUACUUUAAAGAAAAUGGUGGUUUAUUGUUAGAACAACACCUUGCUAGCCAAGGAGGCUCUAUGGAGACAACCAGGAUCUUUACAGAAGAAGCACUUGAAAAGGCCACAAACAAUUACCAUGAAAGUACAGUGCUUGGUGAAGGAGGCUAUGGAACUGUUUACAAAGGAAUAUUAGCAGAUAACGAAGUGGUUGCCAUAAAGAAGUCCAAAAUUGGUGCCUCAACCCAGAAGGAGCAGUUUGUUAAUGAGAUGAUUGUUCUUUCUCAAAUCAACCAUAGAAAUGUGGUGAGGCUAUUGGGUUGCUGUUUAGAGACACCAGUUCCUUUACUAGUUUAUGAGUUCGUCACCAAUGGCACUCUUUUCGCCCACAUUCAUAAUAUAAGGGACAAAAGAUCAUCACUUCCAUGGGACUUAAGAAUGAAGAUAGCAACAGAAACUUCGGGAGCACUAGCAUACUUACACUCCUCCACUUCCAUGCCAAUCAUACACCGGGAUGUCAAAACAACGAACAUACUGUUAGAUGAAAAUUACACAGCGAAAGUGUCAGACUUUGGAGCUUCAAAAUUGAUUCCCGUGGAUCAAACUCAACUAACAACUUUAGUGCAGGGGACACUCGGAUACUUAGACCCCGAAUACUUCCUUUCAAAUCAACUAACGGAAAAGAGUGAUGUUUAUAGUUUUGGAGUUGUCCUAGCAGAGCUACUAACAAGUAGAGUAGCAAUUUGUUUUGACAGGCCUGAGGCAGAGAGAAACCUAGCAAACUUCUUUGUUUGUUCAGUGGAGGAAGAUCGCUUGAAUCAAAUUCUUGACGAUGACAUAGUCAACGAUGGAAAUAUUGAGACUCUGAAAAAUGUGGCCAUUCUCGCUAAAAGAUGCUUGAGGUUACAAGGGGAGGAAAGGCCUACAAUGAAAGAGGUAGCCUUGGAGCUAGAAGGCAUGAGAAUUAUGGCAAAACAUCCAUGGGGGAAAGCUGAUUGUCCAGAAGAGACUGAGCACUUGCUUGGUUCAGGCAAGUCAGAUGCUUAUCGUGUGGAUGAUACAGCAGCAGAUUGUGGUCAUGCUAGUGGUACAAGUAGUGGAUAUGACAGCAUGCAAAUCCAGAUGUUAACGUCGUAUGGUGAUGGGCGAUAA